AUGACGUCUGGUACCGUCUCUUCCCUUUUCUUGCUCCUCUUGAGCUGCACACCGGCUCUGGCUCAGACGCAGUCCGCGCAGUUUAAUCAAGUACUUAAUAUCAAUGGCGAUAUGGCAAUCAACUCUUUCCAGUUUCCGGACCGGUCAAAGAUCGAGACAUUCUCCCAGACGCAGCAGCAACUAAUCGUUAAUCAAAACACGCCGCCUGUUCCUCCCAACCAAGUCACGGGCUCCACUGGUCAGCCAUUCGUCGCUAUGAGUGCCCAGUCUAUGUCCAUCAGCACGAAUAACGCAUCCGACCUCGUUGGCGCCGAGAUCGAGCUCACCAUCGAUCCGCAAAUGCUGCAACAAAAUGCCGUCAAUCCCGACAACACAUUCGUGGCCAAGCUCUCGCCGGAUAGGCAGACCUGGAUGAUCCAAGAGACAGUCAGGAGCGUCAACAUCUCCGACAUGACUGUCCGCAUGGUCAAGAUGAACAACAUCGAUGGCGAAUACAUGGCCCUCGGCCGCCAGACCAUCGAGACCAACGCGUUCCUUCAGAACUUCGGCAGCGACGCGGCUACACAAGUCGCCAUUCAAGGCACCGGUCUGCAGGAGAAUGAGUUUAUGGACGGAUUCAGGAUGUCGACGCGAGCCACUCAGCCAAUGACCAUGAACGUGGACGUCAAGGACGGUAUUGAUGGGAGCAUGUUGGCGGCCUUGCAGGGCCAGGAGCCAGUCAAUGACUUCCGCUACUCGGUCGUGACGAACCUUGCAGGUGUCACGCCGGAUCUCAACCAGCAGGUCACGGUCAUUCAAAUGCCCAUCAACGCCGUCCGCAUCCAGAACAUGAUGCAGGCAGCAGGCAUCCAGCCCGGUGGCCAAGUCGCAAUUGCCGUCGCCCAACGUGGUGUCCUCCAGAACCCCGGAGGUGCCACUGGCAACCUCAAUGGCGCAGGUACUGCACCCGCUCAGCGCCGUGGACGCUCCGUCGAUGCUCGCCAAGUCCAAGCUGGUACUCCCACCAACGGUAACAACCCCGUCGCCACCCAGCUUCUGCUCGCUCCUACCUUUACGCCCAUUCAGGCUAAUGCCGUCCUCGACCCCGUCAACAUGCGUAUUGCCAUCCCCGUCCGCGCCGUCGAUGGAGAGUACAUCCUCACCAUGCAGACUGGUGGAGCGCAAGGCCAGCAGCAGCCACAGGGCGAGCAACAGCCCCAGGGUCAGCAACAGCCAGAAGGUCAGCAACAGCCAGAGGGUCAGCAACAGCCAGAGGGUCAGCAACAGCCAGAGGGUCAACAGCAGCCCGAGGGUCAACAGCAGCCUGAAGGUCAACAGCAGCCUGAGGGACAGACACCGCCGGCUGAGCCGCAAGGCGCAACCAACGGCACCGCUCCUGCCGGCGAAGCCGCCGCGCCCAAGCCCGAGCGUCGUCAAGCCAGCGGAGAGGAGAAGGCCCCUACAGGCGGCGCUUUCCUCACCAUGAAGGAGGUUGACAAGAUGGUUGAGCUCAUGGCGUGGGGUGGCCAGGCGCCCAUUACGCAGAUGAUGAACGACUACGUCAAGGCGAACACUAACAGCACGGCAUAAGGCGCAGGUCUAAAGCUAAUCUGCCCUGCUUUGAGGGG
Messenger RNA from Trematosphaeria pertusa, 1607 nucleotides. RefSeq lists its product as uncharacterized. The transcript has 5 exons. NCBI's taxonomy places the organism in Eukaryota, Fungi, Ascomycota, Dothideomycetes, Pleosporales, Trematosphaeriaceae. The record is from RefSeq and is a predicted model, not a curated record. Bases 1 to 1569 code for a protein of 522 amino acids.